Osmia bicornis bicornis is the source of this 2299-nucleotide messenger RNA. RefSeq names its product nuclear transcription factor Y subunit alpha (gene Nf-YA). Lineage: Eukaryota; Metazoa; Arthropoda; Insecta; Hymenoptera; Megachilidae. Bases 883 to 1797 code for a protein of 304 amino acids. Gene Ontology annotation, cellular component: CCAAT-binding factor complex. The record is from RefSeq and is a predicted model, not a curated record. Gene Ontology annotation, molecular function: RNA polymerase II cis-regulatory region sequence-specific DNA binding; DNA-binding transcription factor activity, RNA polymerase II-specific. The transcript has 7 exons. Gene Ontology annotation, biological process: regulation of transcription by RNA polymerase II.
AGGGUAUACAUUGGUGAUAUUUGUAUGAAUUGAUCCUAUUAAUGUUGUAUCGUUUCAUAUUUAUCAACUUAUAUAUAUUUUAUGUUCAUUUAAAAUUUAUUAAUUUAAUAUUUUUCUAAAAAUGUGAUAGUUGUUCAUUUAUAUAAACUACUUCCAUCCCUUAUUCAUUUAUAUAAAAUAUGGUAAACAAAAAUACAUAAGCUUAUAUACCAUUUUGUGAAUAUGAAGGUUUCGUUAAAUGAAAUUACGUUUGGCAAUAAAUGAUCGUUAAGAAAAAUAUAAACUGUAUUUGUUAUAACCGUAUUGCAUAGAAUAUAAUUUUAUUAAAAUGUGUUUAUUUGUGUAUUGAUAAAUUUUUUUAUAUAUUUGUUACAAUAAAUCCUUACUAAUUUUUAAUAAUUAGUAAUCAUAAAUAACCGUGGUAGUUGUUAUCUUAACACAUUACAGUUAAAUAAGUCAUUUAGCUAUACAUUAUAAAUCUAAGUUUGCUAGGUUAUUGAUAAACUCAUAAACUAUUCAUAAAGUUUAGGAAAUAAGUAAACAACGGAAUUCCAGGAAAUUGUUAGUGAUCGUUAUAGAUCGAUGAAUUGAUUUAAAAGGAAGCGGGAAAUAAGCUGUUAGAAACGCGCGAAGUUUGAUGAGAGCGCGGGAAGUAAGUAGUGGGGAUAAGUCCAGCCAGUAGAUUGGUUAGGCGUGUCGAGGCGCGGAGGGGCAUCGACCGGUCUGGCAUCGGGCUGCUAUCGGACUGGCAGGUCCCCCCGUUCAGUGCCACCAAUACACAAGAGCCGAGGACUCUCUAUCGCCGACCAUUGGUCCUCAAUUUGCCGACCAAUCAUUGGGAAAGUGCCCACGAAAAUAUCCAAUCAAUAGGAAAAAUUUACAAUGGAGCAACUGGGAGAGGGUCAAGCAGUUGUGGUUGGUAGUGCCGGUGGAACUGUCCAAGUUGUUCAAAUGGGACAGGGUGGACAGGCUAUGAUGUUACCACAAGCUAUUCAAGUGGCUGCACCAAAUGGACAAAUACAAGUAGUUCCAGUGUCUAGUUUAACUGGUACAGGUCAACAGAUUGUAAUUCAACAACCUCAAACACCGCAAAUUAUUCAAACCCCAGAUGGACAAACGUAUAUUUAUCAACCAGUUCAAUUGGAAGGUCAAGUUCAACAAGCACAACCAACAGUAAUCAAUAUCAAUGGAAAUCUUAUGCAAAUUGCUGGAACAACAUCGCAAACAGCCACAACUGCUGCAGCUACAACUCCGGUACAACCUCUAGCAAGUCCUACUGCAACAGCAACUCAGGCAGGAAAUGUUGUCAUGAUGGUACCAGGUAAUAGUGGACAGGCGCAAUUUCAGAGGGUGGCAUUACCUAAUGCCGAAGUUUUUGAAGAAGAACCUUUGUACGUGAAUGCUAAACAAUAUAGACGUAUAUUAAAACGACGUCAGGCUCGUGCUAAAUUAGAAGCGGAAGGAAAAAUACCUAAGGAAAGACCAAAAUACCUCCACGAAUCUCGUCAUCGACACGCAAUGAAUAGAAUUCGUGGUGAAGGUGGUCGUUUUCAUUCUGGUCAAGUAAAGAAGCGAAAUAGAACAAACGAAAACUCCAAGAUUACCCAGCACAUCACAACAUCGACCAACACCAAUACCGUUCGUACUAUAGCAAUAGCAGCAGCAACAAAUGUAGGUGUACAGUAUCACGACACAGACAACAUGGCUUCGACCAUUGUCAUUGAAAAGCCGGGUAUUCCUCUUCAAGAUAUGAUUUCUGAAGAUGAUAUAAUUACCUCAAACAAUUGUUUAGUGUAGAUAAAUAUUUAAAUGAACUUUAGAGGUGACAAGCGGUAAAAUAAUAAGUAAAAAAAGAAAGUGUGUCAGUGAUCAAAUCCUACAUGUAUUUGUGUUAAUCUUUAAUGAACAUUUUGUAAAUAAUCAUCUCAUGAGAUAUAGUGCAAGUAAAUAUUUUGCGAACACGAAGCUGUAAAGAAUCGUCAGAAUUGUACAUAUUACUAUUGUGAAAGUGUUUACAUCUUAUAUUUUUUUAAUUUUCCUUCGCGUACCAUAACAUAAAUUCGAUAACUAACAUUAUUGCAUAAUAUGUUGCGGUACAAUGAAAAACUAGAUUGAAGAUGAAACAUUUCACAUUGUAAUAUUUUGGUAAAGGAAAGACGAUUGUAUGUUGUAGGUUAUAGUUAUAAUUAAUUUCAAAUAUUUCAUGUGUACAUAAAAAGAACCUACAGUGUAACAUAUCGAUUGUGCGGCUACAAAUUGUAAAUUUUUAUAUAAAUCGUAUUGUUACAUUUGGUGGAGA